Kwoniella shivajii is the source of this 330-nucleotide messenger RNA. RefSeq lists its product as uncharacterized. Bases 1 to 330 code for a protein of 109 amino acids. The record is from RefSeq and is a predicted model, not a curated record. The transcript has a single exon. Lineage: Eukaryota; Fungi; Basidiomycota; Tremellomycetes; Tremellales; Cryptococcaceae.
AUGCCCACAGACAUAUCAGAAUCAGAUCGAAAAGCCUUUUUAUCCAAAAUGCAUUACCUCCUCUCACGUACAUCAUCAGGAUCUACCAUAUGUCCCUCUCAAAUACCGAGAUCGUUACACGAUACCGACCCUUCCCGUUAUCCCAAUUGGAGAGACCUGAUGGAUCCUGUCAGACAGAUCGUAUGGGAACAAGUAAAUAAAGGGAAUGUUCAAGUGACGCAAAAAGGUGAAAUCAGAUCGUUCGAUCAGAGGAAUGAUAUCAAAGGUCCUAUAAGAGUCAAGAAAGGUGAACAUUGGAAUGAGAGUUUGAUUCAAUCCGAGGAUGAAUGA